Messenger RNA from Engraulis encrasicolus (European anchovy), 4200 nucleotides. It is a transcript of the gene mthfd1a, whose product is annotated as methylenetetrahydrofolate dehydrogenase (NADP+ dependent) 1a, methenyltetrahydrofolate cyclohydrolase, formyltetrahydrofolate synthetase. The coding region runs from base 255 to 2978 and encodes 907 amino acids. Gene Ontology annotation, cellular component: cytosol. Gene Ontology annotation, biological process: tetrahydrofolate interconversion. Gene Ontology annotation, molecular function: methylenetetrahydrofolate dehydrogenase (NADP+) activity; ATP binding; methenyltetrahydrofolate cyclohydrolase activity. The transcript is spliced from 28 exons. NCBI's taxonomy places the organism in Eukaryota, Metazoa, Chordata, Actinopteri, Clupeiformes, Engraulidae. The record is from RefSeq and is a predicted model, not a curated record.
CUGAGCUUGAGAAAUGCUGUCCAAAAGUUCUGUUGGAUUAGGUCGUUUGGCACUUCUUGCCGAGAAUUCAAGAAGGGGGAAGGAAUGACACAAGAGAGCAACAAGCAACAGAAAGAGAUUUAGAGCCAGCGGAGGAGAGGGAAAACAUGUCUGCCUUCGUCUCCAAGAAUUCUACACUCCUCCUGCAAGUCGGGCCUCGUGAUUGGCUGGGAAGCUACUAGGCAGCAGUAACGGCCCACUUCCUGGAACUUGACAUGCUGUCCGCCGCGUCUGCCGUCAUCCGUCGAGGGGCCGCGAGAUGCGGGAAUGGCCGGCGCGCCAUGGCAACGGUUAUCUCGGGCAACAAGACGUCACAGCUGGUGAGGGAGAGGUUAAAGACGGACGUGGCCGAGAUGAGGAGCCAUUUCCCAGGCUUCAGGCCAGGCUUGGUCGUGCUCCAGGUUGGCGAUAGAGAUGACUCCAACCUCUACAUCAGCAUGAAACUGAAGGCGGCAGCAGAGAUUGGAAUCAAUGCCAACCACAUCCGACUGCCAAAUUCCGCCACAGAGGAAGAGGUGUUGCGCAGCAUUGUGGCGGUGAACGAGGACCCUGCUGUGCACGGCCUGAUUGUGCAGCUACCCCUGGACUCGGUCAACCCCAUCGACACGGAGAAGGUGACCAACAUGGUGGCUCCAGAGAAGGAUGUAGACGGCCUCACUAGCAUCAAUGCCGGGAAACUUUCCCGUGGGGAUCUGGGAGACUGUUUCAUCCCCUGCACACCAAAUGGAUGCAUGGAGCUCAUCGCCCAGUCAGGGACUUCAGUAGCGGGUAAGAACGCUGUGGUGAUCGGGCGCAGUAAGAUCGUAGGAGCUCCAAUGCAUGACCUGCUUCUGUGGAGUCAUGCCACAGUGACUACCUGCCACUCAAAGACCAAGGACCUGGCUGCACAGGUGGGCCGGGCGGACAUCUUGGUGGUGGGAGCGGGCAAGGCCGAGAUGGUCAAAGGAGAGUGGGUGAAGGACGGGGCCGUGGUCAUCGACUGUGGGAUCAAUCACAUCCCAGACAGCAGUAAGGCCAGUGGUAAGCGUGUGGUGGGGGACGUGCAUUACCCCUCCGCUAAGGAGAGGGCGGCCUACAUCACCCCAGUGCCAGGAGGGGUGGGCCCCAUGACCGUGGCCAUGUUGAUGGAGAAUACUGUUGUCAGUGCCAAGAGGUUCCUGAAGACAUAUCGUCCAGGGAAGUGGAACAUCUCCUACUCCCCUCUGAAGCCAGUUCACCCAAAGCCAAGUGACACUGCCAUCUCCCAGGCGUGCGUGACCAAGCCCGUGGGGAAGCUGGCCCGGGAGGUGGGCCUGUUCUCCGAGGAGGUGGAGCCUCAGGGACGCCACAGGGCCAAGGUGCAGCUGGACGUCCUGACGCGCAUGAGGGCACAGCCUGAUGGGAAAUACGUGGUGGUGACGGGAAUCACGCCAACACCAUUGGGAGAAGGGAAGACCACCACCACCCUUGGGCUGACCCAAGCACUGGGGGCACACCUGAACGUAAACACCAUCGCCUGUGUGAGGCAACCAACCACGGGAGCCACAUUCAGUGUCAAAGGAGGUGCUGUGGGCGGAGGAUAUUCUCAAAUUGUGCCUGUUGAGGAGGCAAGUCUGCUGCUGACCAGUGACACUCAGGCCGUAUCCACGGCAACCUGUUUGGUGUUGGACACCAUUAAUGCUCGCAUGCAGAGCGAGGCCCAGCAGACAAACCAGAGCCUGUUUGAUCUCCUGGUGCCUCUCCGAGAUGGCCAAAGGGAAUUUUCACCGUCUCAGCUGAGGAGAAUAGAGAAACUUGGGAUUGACAAGCCGGACCCUCUGACACUGACCGGCGAGGAGAUAAGGAAAUUUGUUAAACUGGACAUUGAUCCCUUCAAGGUGUCAGUGGACAAGCUGAGCCCCUCUGUAGGAAAUGAAAUCAUGGCCAUCUUGGCUUUGAGCACAAGCAUACAGGACCUGCGAGAUCGCCUGGCCAAGAUGGUGGUGACGAGCGACUGCUCAGGAGAACCCGUCACAAUAGAAGACUUGGGAGUGACCUCUGUGCUGACCGUUCUCCUGAGAGAUGCCCUGAAGCCGUGCCUGAUGCAAACCGUAGAGGGCUCUCCUGUGUUUAUUCACACCAGUCCAUCUGCGGACCUGGGCCAUGGGAACUCGUCCAUCCUGGCUGACAAGAUGGCCUUGAAGCUGGUGGGGCCUGCGGGCUUUGUGGUGACUGAGGCUGGCUGCGGUGCAGAGCUUGGUCUGGAGAAGUUCUUUAACAUCAAGUGCCGCUACUCAGGGCUGCAGCCAGAUGUGGUAGUGAUGGUGGCCACUGUCCGCGCCCUCAAGAUGCACGGCACAGAGCAGAAGAACGCCAACCAACUGGAGUUUGGCUGUAGUCAUUUGAGAAGGCAAAUAGAGAACGCAAGAGCAUAUGGAUUACCAGUGGUCGUGGCCGUCAAUACAUUUGUUGCUGACACAGAGGAGGAGCUGGAGAUGGUGUGUGCCCAGUCGCGGUUGGCCGGGGCCUUUGAUGUGGUGCGCUGCACUCACUGGUCUGAGGGGGGCGCCGGUGCGGUGGCUCUGGGGAAGGCCGUCCAGAGGGCUGCCGAGGUCCCCCAUCCUUUCAUGUAUCUCUACCCACUGGAGAUCCCGAUUGAGGAAAAGAUUCGCACUGUGGCCCAAAGAAUGUACGGAGCACAAGACGUCCAAUUCUCAGCUCAAGCAAUGGACAAAAUCGGACUUUAUACCAAACAGGGGUUGGCGAACUUGCCAGUCUGCAUUGCCAAGACCCACCUGUCUCUGAGCCACGACCCGGAGAGGACAGGAGUACCCAAAGACUUUGUUUUGCCCAUUGUGGACAUCCAAGCCAAUGUGGGGGCCGGGUUCCUCUGUUCUGUUGUGGACACUACGAUGGCUCCAUCGCACAGACGAACGUGGCCUUGUUACCAUGACAAUGACCUCUAUUCCGUCAUGCAGUAGGUUCAGACCCCGAGGUCUGGCCGUAGCCUACAGAGGCACAGUUUCCAUUACACCUGCCACUUGAAGGGAAAUGGAAGAAGUAUCAGCUCCUCCAUCUCAGAGAGCCACCCAAGCAAUCAAGCAGAGCAAGGACGGACAGAAACACAGCUUUUUGCAGGACUGAAAGACCCCUUUGCCUCCUCACACACUUUCAUUCAAUGUGCCUUUUUUGUGAUGUCACAUCCUGUACAAAAAAACCCACAAAGCCCCAAAUAGAAGCAGUGGUCUCAAAGGAAAUACAAUCUGCUGCAUUCAUUUGAAAAAAAAAAAAUGUGAGUCCUUUCCUUUGCCCUUCCGUUUUUCUUCCCCUUGACUGAAUACAUUUCUGGUAGUCCUUCCUGCAAACUACUACUCCUACAGUACUCCAGAUAGCUUGUUGCUAUUGCAUGGCGACUUAAGUCCCUGAGUGGAUUUUCCAAUCUCAAAAUAGCAACAUCACUCCUUCACAAAUUCAAGAAUCCAAACAUGGCUUGGGAUAUGGCUGUGCUGUCUCCAUGAAUGACUCUUGCCUAUUUUCUUGCAGCUGAAGGAGAUGUCAAAACCGCGAAAGGGUGUGAUAACUGUGUUACCUGUUGGGUUCAGAGGAGGUAGACUUGAGUGGUUGUGAAGGAAUCUAUUUUGGUGUUACUUUCAGAAGAACAUGGAAGGGGGCACAGAAAAUGCUAUAGAAAGCCACAUAUAGUAUCUUAUUCCUUAAUCUGAUGAAUUCCUUUUAAUGUGAUGAAAUACAGUGUUCCAUUAUGUACAAGGUACUGUACACACACAGCUGCUUGGGCUAAUGUGAUUUGCUGUACGAUCUCAAUCCAAUGUGGGUUUGAAGGGUCUGUCUAUGGAGUCAUCUGUUAUACCAAUUUGGUAGCAUUGAUUUCCAAAGAAAAGUAUUAAGCAAAAAAACAAAAAUAAUAAUCGAUCCUCAAAGGGCCAUUCCCACCAAUCAUCUGUUUCGUACUGUACUGUCAUCUCCCGUAGCCCCAUGCAUCACGGACACUCCACACCACCCACGAGUUAAUUGACCUUUUGAUUAAGGAAAAGAUGACUGUUGCCAUGGCUACCUAGCAAAUGGUGUGAUUGUAUUAUUAGGCCCUCUCUGCUCAUUAGUGUCCGUCUGUAUUUAUUUAAAGGCUGUUUAAGUGAACAUGCUGAGACCAAGGGUGCGUUCCAAUAUGCGACCUUGCGUCCUCCA